GCAAGCCGGUACCGGUGUUAUCCGUAAAUUAGAAUAAAAAUAAUAUAUACACAGUAAAAAAUAAACGUUAUCCAGUGAAAUAUUAACGUGCCAAACAGCGCUUCAACGUAUUUAUUCAACUGAUACAACAAAUUUUGUUGCAACAAAGACACACGAGACAAAAUCAUUUUAAUUUUGUUGCGUGUCUAGUGUAGACGAGAAGUAGUUAUGGCGGCGGUUGACUGUUAUCAAAAUCAAAUGGAGGAGAGCCAGAAUCCAAUGAACGAUAACCAAGAUAGUAAUUUAUUGGGUGCCCAAGAGGAGCGUGAUCCACAGGGUGCAACUGCUGGUAUACCCGGUAAGGAUGAUGACCGUAAGCUUUUUAUCGGUGGACUCUCGCGUAACACCACGGACAAGGAGUUGCGCGAGCAUUUUGGAAAAUUCGGGGAAAUUGAGAGUAUCACGGUGAAGAUGGAUCAGUACACGGGUUUAUCGAGGGGUUUCGCAUUCAUGGUAUUCAAAAAUCCAAAGACCAUCGAUAAAUUGCUCGCAUCUGGUGAGCAUUACAUCAACAAACGAAAGGUUGAUCCAAAGCGUGUCAGUAAAAAGGCACAGCAUGGUAAGAUAUUCGUCGGUGGAUUGACUCCAGACAUCACUGAUGACGACAUCAAAGCCUACUUCAGUGAAUAUGGUACUAUUGUUGAGCUACAAUCACCAUUUGACAAGACCAAGAAUCAGAGAAAGGGCUUCUGCUUUGUAACGUUCGACUCCAAGGAAGUUGUUUACAAACUACUGAAAACACCAAAACAAACGAUCAAUGGUAAAGAAGUUGAUGUUAAGAAAGUCAAGGUCAAUAAUGAGACACAACGCCAGGGAUGGUGGGGACCCAGUGGAUAUGCUUAUGGUUAUCCACCUGGAUAUGGAUACAUACCAGAUUAUGCGAAUGGCGGUGGUUAUCAGGGGGGUUAUGAUGAGAGCUAUGGUAACUACGAUAAUUAUGCUGGGUACGAGACCUUCGAGAAUAAUACUGGCUAUCCCAUGCAGGGAAGCAAACCUAGGGGGCCACCGUCAUCGCAGGGGCCCAGACAGUUCCAGAGACAUCAGCCUUACUAAGAUAUCUCCAUCUAGCCAUUAUGUACAAUGUUCCAUGCUGAUAACAUGCGAGAAUGCGAACAAAUUAUUCGAUUGAUGAUUAAUGGUAAGAAUGAAGUAGUAUGAAUUUCAUUCAGUAAUAUCCUUUUUUUAACUUCAUGUUCAAUGGAUUCAUCUUUUUUUUGUUUCAAUUAUUAGUUUUUCACGAGAUUUAUUAAUACGCAAUUUCUGUCCAUUAAUCCAACAGACGAAUAUUUAGUGGUUUAACGUAUCUGCUUUUUUUCAUUCAACUCAAUUAAUCAUGCGUUUAUUACUCUUCCGUAAUUUUUUUUUUUUCGUCUUGAUUUUUUUCUUUUUUCUUGUGAUUUACUAUAGAAAAUAGUAUGAUGUGGUCAGGGCGUCUGUAUCAUAAGAACCAUCGAGAAUAUAUUUAAAAAAUUUCCGAUAUAAAGUGAGUGUUAAUGAAGAAAGGAAGAAAAUAUUGUUCUUAUAUUUUAAAAAUGAUGAUAACUAAACCUGUGGAAAAAAAAUAAAAUUGUUCAAUAGAUUUUUUGCAUGUUCAUGAAGCAAAAUUAUGAAGCGUUUUUGGACACAUGAAAUUUGUAGAUACAUUGAUAAAACCGUUUGGGAAAGAAAGGAAGACUGUCUUUUACUGGUAAACAUAUUAAGCAGUUCUGAAUUUAUAAAAAAUAAAAAAUGUAAGAGAGAAAAAAAAACUUAAAGUAAAUAGAAGCUCCUUCAUUGUGAUGGACCAAGGGCUAAUUAAAUUAGUCGUCUUUUUUUAUAACAACAAAAAAAAUUAAAAUAAUGUGAAAUGAAGUCCGUUUAUUGUUAACGUAUACUGCGUAUACGAUCAUGCAUUGUAUCACAAAGAAAAAAUUAAUAAAUCAAUAAUUAUAAUAUUUA
Molecule: messenger RNA, 1977 nt
Organism: Diachasmimorpha longicaudata
Lineage: Eukaryota; Metazoa; Arthropoda; Insecta; Hymenoptera; Braconidae
Product: RNA-binding protein squid-like
Exons: 3
Coding region: 208-1092 (294 amino acids)
Biological process (GO): regulation of gene expression
Cellular component (GO): nucleoplasm; chromatin
Molecular function (GO): RNA binding
Source: RefSeq, a predicted model, not a curated record